Molecule: messenger RNA, 1636 nt
Organism: Manihot esculenta (cassava)
Lineage: Eukaryota; Viridiplantae; Streptophyta; Magnoliopsida; Malpighiales; Euphorbiaceae
Product: protein FEZ
Exons: 3
Coding region: 304-1536 (410 amino acids)
Biological process (GO): regulation of DNA-templated transcription
Molecular function (GO): DNA binding
Source: RefSeq, a predicted model, not a curated record
UCGGAGGCAGAACCCUUUUCUGGAAGCAUAUAUUUGCUUCAAAUUCAGCGAAAAUUCUAAUUCAUUGUCAACUUGCUAGCUCUCUUUCUUCGCUUUACUCCUUUUUCUGAAUCAGGUCUAGCUAGCUAGGUUUUCCUCUUCACAGUUUAGAGCUCUCUCUUCUUGCUCUUAGAAAUUAAUAGCCCUCUACUUUUGCAUUUCUGGGUUUCAUUUGUUUUUUCUUACUGUAAGCACUUAAUUUCUGCUACAAAAUUUUAAGCUUGGAGAUUGUCGAUACAAGGAGAGAGAGAAAGAGAGAGAGUCAUGGAUUAUAGAAAUGAUGUUGACAAAAUAGACGAAGUGAUGUUGCCAGGGUUUAGGUUUCACCCAACAGAUGAGGAGCUUGUUGGGUUUUAUCUGAAGAGGAAGAUUCAACAGCGGCCUCUUUCGAUCGAACUGAUAAUAAAGCAACUAGACAUCUACAAAUACGACCCGUGGGAUCUUCCAAAGUUCGCGACUACUGGGGAGAAGGAGUGGUAUUUCUACUGUCCUAGGGACAGAAAAUAUAGAAAUAGCGCAAGACCUAAUAGGGUUACAGGAGCUGGGUUUUGGAAAGCCACGGGAACCGAUAGGCCUAUCUACUCAUCAGAAGGCAACAAGUGCAUAGGCUUGAAGAAAUCCCUUGUUUUCUACAAAGGUAGAGCUGCCAGAGGGAUCAAAACCGAAUGGAUGAUGCAUGAGUUUCGGUUACCUUCUCUCACUGACUCCGCACCACCAAAGAGUUUCAUCGACAAAACUAUUCCUGCCAACGACUCAUGGGCAAUAUGCAGGAUAUUCAAGAAAACCAAUUCCACAGCACAGAGGGCUCUCUCGCAUUCUUUGGUUUCUCCAUUGCCUGAACCUUCAACUUCUCCUUUACUUGCCAAAGGCUCACAAGUUAGCAGUCAUCAACAGUUCAGUUCACAAAACAUGCCACUCACUACAGAAACCAGCUCAGGCAUCCAUUUGAACUAUAACAAUCAUGAGAUACAACGCUCUUUUGUUGCAAAUUUGUCUGCUUUAGGUUUUUCGACCUGCAAGCCAAUGAAUAAUAAUAGCAGCCCAUUGGCAAGCAAACUCUCUCAGCUUCCCAUUUCAAACGGAGACCUGACGGAGAAUUUUUUCCUUCAACCUGUUGGAACAUUAGCUCAUGCAGCAAAAUGCACGGUUGACGCUUCUUCUGUGCUGUUAAACAUGUCCUCCUCAAUGCUUGGAGAUUUUGGUGACCAUAAGCUGGCCAGUGAUGAGAGUAGCACAGAUUUUGCUGGACCUCAAGAUCAACAUUGCAGUGGCUUUUCAUUAACUUGUUUGCCACAAGUAAUGCAAGCGAAUGCUGGUGACAAUGCAUUGAUAAAGAAUCCGAACGCGACACAUAUGGAUGAUCAGUGGGAGACAGUUCGUUCCAUUGGAUUACCCUUCAGUUUGCCUGUGAGUGUAGGUGAUGCUUGGAAGCCAAACUUGCUUUGGGAUUCUUCCUCAUGUCCUAUUGAGAUGUCCACAAGUUUUUCCACAAACUAAGUGCUAAUACAUGAGUACAUCAUUAAUAUAGUUAAAGGAUUUGUCUUCAAUGUCCGGCCACAAGUGUUUAUGUUAGGAAAGUAAGAGAAGAAUUAUGUUU